Anoplophora glabripennis (Asian longhorned beetle) is the source of this 3150-nucleotide messenger RNA. RefSeq names its product 4-coumarate--CoA ligase 1-like. Gene Ontology annotation, cellular component: mitochondrion. Gene Ontology annotation, molecular function: long-chain fatty acid-CoA ligase activity. The record is from RefSeq and is a predicted model, not a curated record. The coding region runs from base 86 to 1765 and encodes 559 amino acids. Lineage: Eukaryota; Metazoa; Arthropoda; Insecta; Coleoptera; Cerambycidae. Gene Ontology annotation, biological process: fatty-acyl-CoA biosynthetic process; long-chain fatty acid metabolic process. The transcript is spliced from 8 exons.
AAAUACAUAUAUAAACAUGCAACAUCAUACAAUGUUUUAUAAAACUGUAAUUUAGUAGUAGUUGUAAUUGACCCUAAACUUUAAUAUGCUAAGGAUUUUGAAGCCGUUUUCAAUCUGUAAGAGAGCAUCGAGUACAUUUAAAAACAUAGUUAAAUCUCCAGGACCAGAUAUAGAUAUCCCCAAAAAUGUUUUGUUAUCAGAAUACCUUCUGGAAAACAUAAAUAAAUGGACUGAUAAAGUGGCUGUGGAAUGCAUAGAAACUAAAAAAAGAUACACGUUUCUGGAGAUAAGAAAGAAGUCACUAACACUUGCUCACUUCUUGAGAAACUCUUUGAAGCUCGAGGAGAAAUCAUGUGUUGGAAUUUUACUACCAAAUUUGCCCGAAUUUCCGAUCGUUGUUCUUGCUUCUAUACAAGCGGGACUCCAAAUCACGCCGAUCAAUCCAAAUUAUACACCUGAUGAAAUAAAGAAACAGUUAGUGUUGUCCAAGGCGAAAGCUUUGUUCGGCGUUGCUGAAAGAGAAACAGAAUUAAGGAGUGUUUGUGACAAUUUGAAGAUCCCCAUUAUCGCUGUUAAAGUCCACCAAAACACGUCUCUGUCUACAGGUACAAUAAAUUUCUUCGAUUAUGUAACAGCUAAACAGCAAAAUUUUGAUGAGAUAUACACGAAAAGUGUUACACCCGACGACGUAGUAUUGUUGCCGUUUUCGAGUGGAACCACGGGUUUACCGAAAGGGGUGCAGCUGACCCAUUUCAAUCUGGUAUCUAAUUUGAUGCAGACGGCCGUGGACGAAUUCGACUUCUACAAAAAAGGCGGAGAUGAGGUUUCACUUGCUUUCCUACCGUUUUUUCACAUUUAUGGUUUCAUGCUGAUCUUAAUCCACGGCUUGUGUGACGGCUUAAAAUUAAUAACGUUUCCAAAAUUUACUAGCCAACUUUUUUUAACCGGUUUAAGAGAGUAUCGUCCAACGUUUAUCCCUGCUGUGCCGCCUAUCGUCCACAUGGUAAACACUAGCACUCACAUAAAUCAUUCGGAGGACCUAGUUUCUGUAAGGUCAAUGUUAUGUGGUGCUGCGCCUCUGGGAAAAACCGAUAUAGUGCAUUUCAGAGAUCUCACUAAUGGGAAAAUAGACAUAAUUCAAGGUCACGGAAUGACAGAAACGUCUCCCCUUAACAUGGUACAAACAAGGGCUUUCGAGGGUGGUCUUAAAAUAGGAGGAUGUGGUUUCUUGGUUCCUAAUACACAAGCAAAAUUUGUUUCUAUUGAAAAUUCCGAAGAUCAAAACGGUCUGGGAAUGAAGCAAAAUGGUGAAUUAUGUAUAAAAGGACCACAGGUUAUGAAAGGUUACCUGGACAACCCAACAGCGACUAAGGAAAUGUUCAUGGAAGACGGAUGGGUAAGGACGGGUGAUAUCGGUUACUACGACGAAGAUGGUCACAUAUUUAUUACCGAUAGACUGAAAGAAUUGAUUAAAGUACAGGGAUUUCCAGUAGCACCCGCCGAACUCGAGAGUCUUAUAAGAAAGCAUCCUUCGGUAGAGGACGUCGCCGUUAUAGGAGUGAAGCACGAAAAGCUAGGCGAGGCCCCCAAGGCCUUCGUAGUGCUGAAGAAAAGCGUUAAGUUGCAACCCAAAGAUAUUGAAGAUUUCGUAGCUCCAAAAGUUAUAAAGUACAAGCAUUUAGCCGGUGGGGUAACAUUUUUGGAACAUAUUCCUAAGACACCUGCAGGAAAAAUACUUCGUAGAGAUUUAAAAAAGCUAAUUUGAUAUUUGUACUUUGGUAGUAUAGGUGACUAGGGGAUGGGCACUGACUACAAUAAUAAUAACAAUCGAAACUUAAAAGCUUUUAUUCCUUGUUCUCUUCUUCUCAACUUCCUUCCUUUCUGCCAAUUUCGUCACCAACAUAACAACGGGCGGCAAGUUUGAAUACAACAAAAUGACUAUUUUUAUUCCAAUCGAAUUUUUUUCUUUAAGAUCCGCCACAUUCUCUUCCAAGCAAAGGUGUUUUCAGUUAAAAUCUUGGUUUUGCAAGAUAGUUUUCAGCAUAUACAGGAGUGAAUAUACAUAGUUUUAAACAAGGUGUCGGGCAAAAAAUCUGGAGGGGGUAUUACGGCAAAUUUUCGCAAGUUUUCGAAAACACGGCGUUGAGAUACAUAUCCUCAAAGUUGAUUUUUUUAUUUUGUUUUUACCAUAAAAUAAGUAAGAAUUCAGUUGAUUUGUUUCAAUUUUUGUUACAUUUUUUUAUUUUUUCAUGAAAUGUCUUCAAAUUUUUAAAGGAAUUGAAAAUUAAAUGAAUAAAUAUUCCAAAUUUGAAAAAAUUCAGAGUUAUAAGCAAAAAACGAAAUCAAAAAACUCAAAGAUUAGUCAAGUUGAGGUUAAUGUCGUUCAAUCCGAUUAGCCUUAGACUUUUCUGACGUCGACGCCCCCUACUGGACUGCCUCUAGACGUGUAUAGGAUGUGUGGCCCUUUGUAUGGCAUCAGAUGGAAUGGUUGAGUCUGAUUCCACUUUUACCUGCGGUGCAGGGAUGUUAGUCGCACACUCGCCGAUAAGGGGGACUUCCCGGUAACCCGGGCGUCUUCUCAUCGAAGAUAACCGUAAAGUACCUCGGGGAUGAAUGCCGUGGAGUCUGUCGCUCUUUCUCCGUUGUCAUCCUUUACGGCUAUCGUCAAGGAGGAGACGCCCUGAAGUCCCCUGAUUGGCGAGCGGCCAAUUAACAUGGACUCAAUAACUCCAUCCGAUCCCGUACAAAGGCAACACAUACUGAAGGAUGAUUCCAAGCGGCAACCGCAGGUGCUCGUUUGAGUUACGUGUCAAGAUGGAGCCCAGCAAGGGGCGUCAACAUCAGAAAUCCCUACAUCCAAUCGGGUUCCACGAUAUGGCGCCCAACGUGGGGCUCAAGCACCCAAUGAGCCAGUGACCUUUUAAAAUCCACGAUAUGGCGCCCAACGUGGGACUCAAACACCUAAUGAGCCAGUGACUUUUUAAAAUCCACGACAUGGCGCCCAACGUGGGGCUCAAGCACCCACUGAGCCAAUGAUGUCAAAAUCUAUGAUAUCAAUAUCAAGACAGUUUCCAGACGCAGUGUUUAAUUAUACUUAGCUGUAAGUUUAUUGCUCCUGUACUUGUCUGUAAAUAUAAACCUAAAACCAUU